Molecule: messenger RNA, 3922 nt
Organism: Odontomachus brunneus
Lineage: Eukaryota; Metazoa; Arthropoda; Insecta; Hymenoptera; Formicidae
Gene: not
Product: ubiquitin carboxyl-terminal hydrolase 22
Exons: 7
Coding region: 646-2154 (502 amino acids)
Biological process (GO): protein deubiquitination
Molecular function (GO): zinc ion binding; cysteine-type deubiquitinase activity
Source: RefSeq, a predicted model, not a curated record
AAAACGCCUCCUUUCGCCGGCGACACGAGGCGUCGGCAGUGACCGGCUGGUGUCCGCAAUUGGGCCGAAGCGAAGUUGGGAACGUGGUAGGCCUUGCACGAGAGCGAGAGGAGCGUAUGUACAGUGUGUGUCGCCCUACGCGUGACGGUUACGCCGUUCCUCGCUCGGUCCCGUACACUUGCUAUUGCCACUGUUACAAAAUUAUCAUAUUUAUCAUACUUCCCUGAAUAUCUUUCUUUCUCUCUUUGUCCCUCUCGUUCAUUCGCUCGCUCGCUCGCUCUCUCGCUGCGCUUGACAGCGGGGCUCGAGUACCAAGCUCCGACAACCCGACCGAUCACGUUCUCGCACACGACCGGAAGGAGGAAGCCCGUCCUCGCUUGCGCUCUUUUAUUUCCCAAAGCCUACUCGCUUUUCCAUGUCAACGACACGCGCGCUCCUACCAAGGCCAGCAGCAAGCUACGCCCCCCGCGUCGUCGUCGUUGCUGCUGUCGGUAGAUUUUCAUCAGUAUCGUCGUGCACGUCGCGCCCACGCCACUGGGAGAUUCCGACGAGGGUCGCCGACGGCAUCGAACGUCGGGAGUCGCGGCGGCGGAGGAGGAGGAGGAGGACGUGCGGUCGUAUCGGCGUCGCUCCUGCCAGCCUGAGAUGAGCGACCAUGGUUGCAUACAUUUGAAUAAUUUCAAAGCGGCCAAGGGUAUCCAGCCCUACAAAGUGAUACACGCGUACUUCGUGACCAGCACAUCGACCGAGGCACGCGUCAGGAAGGCUGUGAGCUGUUUAUGUCAUACAUGUAAUACUUAUAAAGACCGCCUACAUUCUUGUCUUCAUUGUAUAUUUUUUGGCUGCUAUGUAAAGGGUCAUAUACAAGAGCAUGCGAAAACGAAGAAACAUUUCCUAGCUGUUGAUUUGUGUUACGGGAAUAUUUUGUGCUUCCAAUGUGGCGACUACGUAUACGACAGAGAGUUGCUGGCAGUGGCAAAGUCGCAAUGGAGUGCUUCAGCAAAAUCCCUGAGCUUUGGAGAAUUUUACCGAGCAUGGGAGCCAACGCAGAUAGAGACCGAGUUGUUGAGGAAGCAUCCGCGUCGAAGACGUGUCGCAGAAAACUCUACUAUAGGUUUAAGAGGAUUGAUCAAUCUUGGCAGCACUUGUUUUAUGAACUGCAUCGUACAGGCGUUGAUUCACACUCCGUUGCUACGGGACUACUUUCUUGCUGACCGUCACCACUGCCCGCAACCGACUCGCUGCCUGGUCUGCGAGGUAUCCCAUCUGUUCCAGGAGUUCUAUUCCGGCAGUAAAGCGCCGCUGACACUUCAUAAGCUCCUUCAUUUAAUCUGGACGCACGCCAGGCACUUGGCUGGCUAUGAGCAACAGGACGCUCACGAAUUCUUUAUCGCGACGCUGGAUGUCCUUCACAGACAUUGUGAAGCCGCUCCAAUACUGGUCAAGGAUAAUCCUCAUCAUUGUAACUGCAUCAUUGAUCAGAUAUUUACAGGAGGCCUUCAAAGUGACGUUGUUUGCCAGGCUUGCAAUGGAGUGUCCACUACGAUAGAUCCGUUUUGGGAUAUAUCUUUGGAUCUGGGUCCGGCAGCCGGUGCUUCUGGUUCUGAUACAUCCGGUCCUCCCACCUCUCUGUUAGAUUGUCUGGAGAGAUUCACCAGAGCUGAACAUCUGGGUUCCACAGCGAAGAUCAAGUGUAGCAAUUGCCAGACCUACCAGGAGAGCACGAAACAGCUGACGAUGAAACAAUUGCCGAUUGUGGCGAGCUUCCAUCUGAAACGUUUCGAGCAUUCCAGCAUACAAGAUAAAAAAAUCUCCACUUUUAUCUCGUUCCCGGAACAAUUAGAUAUGACGCCGUUUAUGUCGCAUAAGCGCAAUGGCAAUAACAACAGCGCCACAAUAGAUGGCUUGUCGAAGAAUGGAGAAGAUAUGACAUUCAGCGAUAACAGGUACUCUCUUUUUGCCGUGAUAAAUCAUGAGGGUUCCUUAGAGACUGGACAUUACACCGCCUUCAUCAGGCAACAGAGAGAUCAAUGGUUCAAAUGCGACGAUCACUUGAUUACGCGAGCUAGAUUGAAGGAUGUUUUGACUAGCGAAGGAUACCUUCUGUUUUAUCAUAAGCAAAUCUUAGAAUAUGGCCGGAACAGUAAGGCGUGAGAGAGGAAAAAAAGAGAGGGAGAGAGAAAGUGUGUGUGUGUGCAAAAAAGAAAGAUUAAGUCAUGUAAUUAAUUUAUUUAACAAAGAAUUAAUAAUCGAUGCUGUUAGACGUCGGUGACGCUUUACGUUUGCCGGAAAUGAAUUAUUGUCGCCGUCGCUUUUUGGUUUCCGCCGGCGCCUUUUGUGUUCGAUGGGGUAAGCCGACUGACUGCCCGAUCGACAUCUUUGUAUGUCAUAAACGUAACGUAAGCGUAGGUGUUAAGAUUAGCUCAAUUUUUUUAAAUCGACCGAUUGCAAUUUUUGUAUAUCGCUGACUGUUGUUAUACUCCUGCCCUGACACUUGUAUACACGAUACGCCAGGGAUGGACCAUAGGAGAGUCUCCUAUUUAGUUCCUGCACACGCCAGCAGAAUAUUGAUGUUGCCGAUCUCUGAAAUGUUCCAGCAAACGCAUAAUAUCGAAUCAUUUAUCAAGCAUUAUCGAACAUUUUAGUAUUAUAUAAAUAUAUAUACACAUAUAUAUGUACACACACACACACACAUAUAUAUAUAUAUAUAUGUGUGUGUGUGUGUGUGUAUAUAUGCAUACAUUUAUAUAUGUAUAACCAAUAAGCGUUUAAAUCCAUAUUUUUAAAUCAAGUCAUUUUCAUGAUCAACACAAUAAUUGAAAUAUCAUGCAUUUUUCCUUGAUAUUAUACAAAGAUUAAAUUUUCGCUAAAAAUCCAAUAUUUCAUAACUUGAUACUUUCUUGCGCGAAUUUGUUGUGUAUCUUGUACAAUGAUACGUUUUAUUAAUUACGAUGGCCAUCCCUAGGCGACUCGAUUUUGUACAGACGAAAUAACGUAUUAUAGUGAAGAUGAGAACAUUGUGUGACUCGAGGCGAACUCUUUCGCUGGACUUUGUAUAAUAAAAAUCGCUGUUCGACAAAACUGUCGCUCUGGUUGCCCGUUCCACUCUUAGUUUUCUCUAAUUUUUUUUUUAUAUACAUAUAUAUAUAUAUAUAUAUAUAUAUAUAUAUAUAUAUAUAUAUGCAUGUAUAAAAUAUUACAUUAUAAUAUUUUAUAUAUAUAUAUAUAUAUAUUUAUCUUUUUGUAUCUUGAAUUGUCACUCAUGAAAUAUGCGACGCAACCAUAGUGCCAAAUACUCGGAAGCGCAACAUUCAAUUUAAAUCUCGGGAUGUACAUUUUCGUUAGCACAGUAUCCGAUUAACGAAACGGGUUUCCACUAACGAGUACAGAGGACAACAAAGGAAUUAUCGUUGACGAUUUCUAGAUUUUUAUGGAACUUUUAAGGAAAUGUAAGCUGGUAUAUCUUCAUUUUAUGUCAAUUGCGUGUUUUAUCCUUUUAUUUUAACAUUCUUGAUUUGUCAUUGUACGCGCAUUGAAUUAUGUCAGUUGAGAAAUCAUGUGAACCUUUCUUAUGCAUUAUACAUAUGGAAAUAAAAUAAUUUUUUGUAUGUGAUAUAUCUACAAAUUGUACGUGCUACUCUGUACUCAUUGGUUUAUAUAUUGUGUUCAUCAAAACAAAUAUACUGCACGUCAGAGUUCAUCCUUUUGGGUCAAGCGUCCGUUGUGGACGUCAAGAACGAGUAUCGUAUAAUCAAUGAAUUGUCCGCGUUGAUCUAUCCAUAUCGAUCUUAGAAUGGAUUUUGUUAUGACAUAUGACAAACACUACAUGUUGAGAGAUGAUACUACUACACGUGCAGUUGUAACGUUUUAUAUAAGGCUGAAAUACACGUAUAUAGAAAUAAAAAACUAUAUUUCACCGAAA